CAGGCGGGGUUCCCGGGGGAGGGGGCGGGCCGCCCGGCCUGGCCUAAUGUGGGUGGGUCUCUGCGCCCCCUGCCUACUCAACUUCCCCCUCCAAUUCCCUGCCUCCCUUUGAUGUCCAGCAAGUGCGGACGCGCCUCGUGGGUCGCAGCGGGGAGGGAAGGGGAGAUGGGAGGUGAGCACGGGGGAGGGGUCCGGGCUAAACGGGGGGCGGGGCCCGCGGGUCGAUGCCCCACCCCCCGUCAGAGCCUGACCGCCGGGGGAAAAGCCUCUGGGCGGAGGAGGUGCUUUCAAAACAAAGAAAUGCGGCGUGGAACCCGGGGGACUGGGGUGGUGAGGAAGGCGGAGGAGGUGCGGCUGAGGCCGUCCGGCCGCCCGCUUCCCCUCCAGUUAGCCCGGAGGAGCUCCCCCCACCCCCAGCCCGGGCUGCGGUGCCGGAGAAGAGGGAGGAGGCUGCGUUAGGCGGCUGUUUUCCAGUUCACUUUUGCAGACCAAGGCGGAGAAGAAGAGCACCAGCUCCGCUGCCCCUCUUGGCUGCGGCGCACUCAGCCCCGAGCCCCGCGUGCGCUCUGUCUCGGAUACCGAGCCGGCCAAAGUGUCCGGAAACGCGCAGAGCGCUCGGAACCUGUCCCGCAGCUGUGCGACGCGCGUCUCGAGCUGGCCGCUGCCGCCCCGCCCUCGCGCUCCUUCAGCCCCGCGGGCGGAGAAGCCGGCCCGCCCGCCGGCGCCGAGCUGGGGAACUUGAACUAGCCCCAGCGGCCGCUCUGCCGAUAUCCCGCUCCAGGCCCGGGGGUGCUCCGGCUCGGGGUGGAGGGCACACCGGGGAAGUGGAUUUAGCAAACACACCUUUGUACAGACAGAAUCGCUGAACUGGAAAGUUAAAGAUGACAAAACUCAUACCCCCAGACAGGAAAGUUUCCAGGUUCCCUGAAGGACCGACAUGGGUGAUUCUAACACUACCUCCUGCCUCGUUUCUGUGUGGAAGCUGGCCUGCCGCCUCUCCCUCCCCAUCUAAGGUGUCAUCCUCCUGUAGAGCAUCCAUCUGACGGACUGCUUCCCACUGCACUUCCCCAUCCCACCCUGAUGACUUUUUCUUGCCUUAAUUCUGACUUUAGGAAUAUCCAGAGGAGGCUUCUAUCUUAAAAGUGUGUUUGACAGCUCAUGCGGCUCAAUAUUUAAAAAAAAAAACAACGCAAUCAAAAAAUGGGCAGGGGCUUCCCUGGUGGCGCAGUGGUUGAGAAUCUGCCUGCCAAUGCAGGGGACACGGGUUCAAGCCCUGGUCUGGGAAGAUCCCACAUGCCGCGGAGCAACUGGGCCCGUGAGCCACAACUACUGAGCCUGAGCGUCUGGAGCCUCUGCUCCGCAACAAGAGAGGCCGCGAUAGUGACAGGCCCGCGCACCGCGAUGAAGAGUGGCCCCCACUCGCCGCAACUGGAGAAAGCCCUCACACAGAAACGAAGACCCAACACAGCCAGAAAUAAACAUAAUAAAUAAAUAUAAAUAAAAAUUAAAAAAAAAAAAAGGGCAGAAGACCUAAAUAGACAUUUCUCCAAAGAAGACAUACAGAUGGCCAAGAAGCACAUGAAAAACUGCUCAACAUCACUAAUUAUUAGAGAAAUGCAAAUCAAAACUACAAUGAGGUAUCACCUCACACCAGUUAGAAUGGGCAUCAUCAGAAAAUCUACAAACUACAAAUGCUGAAGAGGGUGUGGAGAAAAGGGAACCCUCUUUGCACUGUUGGUGGGAAUGUAAAUUGAUACAGCCACUAUGGAGAACAGUAUGGAGGUCCUUAAAAAACUAAAAAUAGAAUUACCAUAUGACCCAGCAAUCCCACUACUGGACAUAUACCCAGAGAAGACCAUAAUUCAAAAAGACACAUGCACCCCAAUGUUCAUUGCAGCACUAUUUACAAUAGCCAGGUCCUGGAAGCAACCUAAAUGCCCACUGACAGACGAAUGGAUAAAGAAGAUGUGGUACAUAUAUACAAUGGAAUAUUACUCAGCCAUAAAAAGGAACAAAAUUGGGUCAUUUGUAGAGACAUGGAUGGAUCUAGAGACUGUCAUACAGAGUGAAGUAAGUCAGAAAGAGAAAAACAAAUACCGUAUAUUAACGCAUAUAUGUGGAAUCUAGAAAAAUGGUAGAUGAACUGGUUUGCGGGGCAGAAAUAGAGACACAGACGUAGAGAACAAACGUAUGGACACCAAGGGGGGAAAGUGGCAGUGG
Messenger RNA from Balaenoptera acutorostrata (minke whale), 2220 nucleotides. RefSeq lists its product as uncharacterized. The transcript is spliced from 3 exons. The record is from RefSeq and is a predicted model, not a curated record. The coding region runs from base 225 to 866 and encodes 213 amino acids. NCBI's taxonomy places the organism in Eukaryota, Metazoa, Chordata, Mammalia, Artiodactyla, Balaenopteridae.